Peronospora matthiolae is the source of this 3300-nucleotide messenger RNA. The record is from the annotation of a GenBank genome assembly. NCBI's taxonomy places the organism in Eukaryota, Oomycota, Peronosporomycetes, Peronosporales, Peronosporaceae.
AUGGACCAGUCCACGAUUGCGCCAUCGGCAUCUCCAGAGGUGGCUGUAGCAGACCCUGCAAUCGCGGAAGACGUGACUGUAGCGCACGCAGCCACCAACGGCCCAGACUGGAGUGACUCGGCUGACAAUCACUCGCAGGACGACGACUUUGUGCCGCCGCCGCAAGGCCCGUCGCUCUCGUAUGAACGCAAGAUCCGCCUGCAUAAGUACGCGGAAAACCGCGCCCGCUCGUGUUUGGGGCUGCUAGCUGAAUCGAGCAACGCGCUGUGGAAAGUGCACGAGUGCAAGAACGACAUCGGUGUGUAUAAGCCCAGCUCCGACUGGUCCGAGUCCGUGUCGGCCAAGGCCGUGGUCUUUGCCAAUGCAGUGUUUCCCAACGUGCUCAAGACGAUCUACGAUCUUAAGACGUCGGAUAAGUUUAAGCUCUUUAUGCGCAAGGUGUUGGGUGAUAUGUUCCUGGAUGCAGAAGUGCUAGAAGACCUCAAUGGCACGGGCGUCUACCCGAGUGCAAACCCACCGAGAGAUGCCCGGGAGAUGUACAAACAGGCGGCAAUCAAGUGGUGGGCCAUUAAGUCAGGUUCCUUGGCCAGUAAAUCCUUGGACUUCUACGUGCUGGAGUACAUCGGCAUCGAAACUUCGGGAGGGGACAUUGUUGCGUGUUAUCUCUUCCAGGAGUCGCUUGCAGAAGUAGGCGGUAUGCCACACAGACAAGGUAAUAAUCUGGAACGCUCCCAAUUUGAUACACUGAUCUGCAAGUUUGAGCGUACGUCGUCACCGGACUACAAGGAUGACUUUGUCACGAUUUCCAUCGCGUUCCAGCGACCUCCACCUGUGGUGAGCCUAUUUCGCAGUAACCCUGCAGUAGAGAUGGCCACGCAACUUGCCCGCGGUUUACGUGACUUGCUGGAGGAUCCACCCGAGCUCCAAGAAAUAUCUGUCGUAAAGACGUCCGCUUGGGUGAAAGACAAAGAACGUCGUUUUUGUGUGCUUUGCAAUCGGCGCUUUUCGCCGAUAUUCCGUCGACGUCAUCACUGCCGUACGUGCGGGGAAGUGAUAUGUUGGUCAUGCAGCAGCACUAUCCGCGUACCCUCGAUUAGUUUCACACACAACGAGACAGGUAAGCAGGUAUUGUCCCGCCACCAACCAAGCAUUCGCGUGUGCAGUAAGUGUGUAGUAUCGCAACACCGGUCAAAGAGCGGAAGGGAGCUAAAUAAUCAAGAGGAUUUUAAGGAUUGGAUUCAACGGAGUACCGAUCAGCAGCAACUUGCCACGGGUGGCGAGGUAGGGAAUGCUCAGCAACUUCGUUUGCCGAGCCCUUCGCACUCGCAGGAUUUGUCGGGAGAACUGGACAAAGCUGCACGUGGUGAACCGAAGCAAGUUGUCGUUGCCAAGGAGGAGCGAAUGCCCCGUAAGUAUCGACGUGUCAGCUUGGAUAAUGAAGAGGAGGAAAAGGAAGAUGGAAACAGCCGCCCUCACCAGUAUCGUGAGCUUCCGGAUACCCCUUCCGAUAGGGAGCGACGAGAUUCGAAUCUGCGUACAUCAAGAAAGGUUUCUGGAGGAAAGCAGCGGCAGAGUAACACGCAGCUGCCUCAGCGCCAUAGCUACGGCGAACAGGCGGCUCGGUCAUCGAAGCAUAUGCGUCGGGUACGUCGAUCGCACUCCGAAGUUAGUAUUGGGCCUGUGAUGGCUCAUGGUCGAGAUAAGCUUGUAAAUGCGACCGAGGCUAUUAGCAACCAGAAAGCAUCAAGUAGAGGGCAUCCGAGCAAAGCCGAUCGUCGUGGUCCUUCACCAGGCCCUGCGCGGCUACUGGAUUCAUCAAACCGAGGUAACCAGAAUGAAGCUGACAAGCGAUCAGGCUCCAAGGAGAAACUUCCAGUGCAAAACAGCAGCAGCUACGUCCAUGCCGCUUCAGCUUGGGCUACAAACAAGACAGCCGUUCUUGCCAUGACCGGGGCGUUUCAGGAAUUGAUGACAAAACUUGGAGGUGAUGUCCAUUUCGUGGUUGUCGGAUUCUCCACUGGAUUUAGCGCUGAAGUAAUCGUCAACUUGCUUCGCCAAUUAGCCCCCGGGGUACCGUACAUUGGCGGUACAAUCGCGCGCGGCAUAUGUGACGAAAAUGCUUGGGUGUCUGUCAACCGACACAACGACGAAGGUCUUGUCACGUUAUGGGGUGUCAAUGAUCCCCAUGGAAUUUAUUCGGUCGUUCACGCAGAGUAUUCGCAGAGCGAUGCACACGAAAAGACGUAUACUGCAGCUAGAACUGCUUUUGCCCGUGUGGCAACUGAUAUCGACGCUGGUGAAAAGCCGGCGUUCAUCGUAACCUACGCGUGUCCGCUCUUCGUGGAGCAUGCAGUUGACGGAAUUCGUGAGGCUAUUCCCUGCCCGAUCAUUGGUGGCUGUUCGUCAGACGCUACUCGGCAAGGAGAAGGCGAGGCAUCGGUGUCGUGGAUACAAAUAAGCAGUAGCAGCAGCUCUGACAACACAAAGAGCGUUCAUGAUGGUCGAGGAGACUGGACCGAGAUGGGAAUCGCGUUUGCGCUGUGUUUUCCUAGCGUCGAGACCUAUGUAAGCUGGUUCAGCGGAUACAGCCCUGUUGGAGUGAACAGCGAAUACUGCAUGGGCACUGUGACAAAGGCGUCCAACAAGACGAUAUUUGAAAUUGACUGCAAGCCAGCCGCAGAGGUCUAUCAAGAGUGGCUCGACGUGGCAUCCGACAAGAGCCAGACGGAGCUUUCCUCGAUUGGGUUUCCCCGACUAGGCAGUCUGCAUCCACUGGGCACCACGAUUGACUUCGUUUCGAAUCAAAUGGAGAUCGACCGCAGUAUUGACGCCCACUCCUCCUCCUCGUUGUGCUCAAUGCAGUCAAGUGACUGGUCCAAGCUGAUCAACAUGACAGCAGUGAUCACCGGCAUCAACGAGGACGGCUCACUGAGCGCUACCAGCUCCGUCGCUUGCGGCACGAACGUUGUUCUUAUGGAAACAUCUGCUCAGUCGUUGAAGACCGCCAUCAACAAGAUGGGGGCGCAAGCCGUGGAAAGCAACAAGUUUUACAUCCACGAGACGAUCGGCUGCCUCAUGUUCCUGUCAGCUGGAGUGCAGGCACUGUUGGGCCACAAGAGCAUGGCUGAGAUGGUUGGUGCGUAUAAGGACUGGUCAGGCGGAGCCUCGCUGAUGGGCAUGACAACGUUCGGUGAGAUCGGUCACCUGCCCAACUCGAACGACUUGCCUCACUACGACUCGCUCAUGUUUGGCGCCAUUAUCUUCUCGAAGCGCAAACGAAAAGAGUAUCUCCACUUUUGA